GCGUGGCUAAGCUUGUGUCACCGGGUCCGGUUGCUAUGCAGUUAGCAGGCUUCUGCUUGGCAUGUGAUUAGCUUAAAAUCCUAAAACGAGCGAACUAUGAAAAUACCGGGACGUGUUCGGAGCCACAGAGACAAACUGUCAAAAACAGACGAAUAGCAGACAGCAGAUCAAUAUAGAGGUUUAUUCAACAUACAUGUAGCCUUCAGUCAGGAGACACUUCGUGUUUGUGACGACCAGCAAGCAGAGAAUGGUGACUCUUCUCACCUAAACCUCACUUCCAGUAACUCUAACUGGUGAAUAUGGGCUUCUUAAGGCUGGUAGCCAGAAUCGUGGGACGGAUUAGCACAUUCAGAUCCUAUCAGUUUGUGCUUCUCCUGGCUGCCACGCUUGCUGUAAUAGCUUUUUACUACUUUGGUUCUGAGAGGCACAGCUUCUCCAGCACUACGAAGAGGAUAAGGCAGACCCAGGCCAACACCAACAGAAAUGAUGCUGACCUAAAUGUGGACACCAGGAUUUCACACCUUCCUGAAUCAGAAGAGCAAAGAGAGGAAGUCCCGAAUGUAGGAGAGGAAGGUGACUUUUACAGGUCCAGGAAAGGGAGUUUCGACGCUGCCGUCCAGCGCUAUCAUGUUCUCAUGAUGUUCACCAAGGUGGACAGGAGCAAAAGCCUGCAGGAUAAAUUCAGGGUGGCCAUGUUGUCCAUGGUGAAACAUGCACAUUUCCUGGAAGGAGAAGUAUUGGUGCUUCACUUUGUGAGUGAUCAGGUCAGCCAAGAGUUGGGCCAGAGGAUGCUGCAGGAGUUUCUGCAGGAUUCAACAUUUAAACAUGAGAUCAUCUUCCACGAUGUGGUGGAACUCACACAGAAGCUGUUCCCCAUCGUGGAGGCCAUGCAGAAGCAUUUCAGUGCAGGCUCUGGAGCUUACUACAGCGACUCCAUCUUCUUCCUGUCUGUAGCCAUGCAUCACAUCAUGCCUGACAAUCUGACUCAAAUAGUGCAGCUUGACCUUGACCUCAAGUACAAGACUAACAUCAGGGACCUUUUCCAGGAAUUUGACAAAUUUCCUCCCGGAGCAGUCAUAGGAAUCACCAGAGAGAUGCAGCCAGUCUACAGACACACCUUCUGGCAGUAUCGUAAGGAGAACCCUAAGACCAGAGUAGGAGAACCUCCUCCUGAGGGCCUUCCUGGCUUCAACAGCGGUGUAAUGCUAUUGGACCUGAGCGCUAUGAGAGCUUCAGCUCUAUAUAACCAACUGCUGAAGCCCAGCAAUGUGGCCAAACUAGCAGAUCAGUAUCGCUUCAGGGGCCACCUGGGGGACCAGGACUUCUUCACAAUGAUCGGCAUGGAGCAUCCUGAAUUGUUUUACUCCCUGGCCUGUGGCUGGAACCGACAGCUGUGCACCUGGUGGAGGGACCAUGGCUACGGAGAUGUGUUUCAGUUGUAUUAUGGUUGUGAUGGACCUGUUUAUAUUUAUCAUGGGAACUGCAAUUCCCCCAUUCCGGACGACUAAGCUGUCUACUGGUGUCUUUUUGGCGCAGAAAAAAACAUCCAUUGUGUAGCAGGAGGAAAUAAUUUCUCUUGCUGUGGGAUUUAAGACAUGUUUUCCAGAGAAAUUGAAUUUCUUUACCAUGAUAACGGGCUGUGCCCCUCAGCUGGCCAACGGGAUAUCAAAGGGCUCCCUACAAAAUGUCUGAUUUUACUGGUCAUUAUUUUAUGAUCAGCCUAAAGCUCAUGACUUAGACAACAGCAACAUAGAGGGAGUGCGCUUUUGCAUAGAUUGGAUUGACUCAUGCAGCACCUCGCUGCAAAGAUAAUACAUUACAUUCCUGUUUCAGAGAAAUUAAACCUGGUGGUUGAUGUGCUAAAGGGAGUUCAGAGCUGUGGAACCAAAUAUAAACUUUCCAAAGAGCUGUCUGUGAUUAUGGAUGCUGUUGUGAGUUUUUCUCAAUAAAUGCUGAGAUAAGA
This is a messenger RNA of Girardinichthys multiradiatus, 1963 nucleotides long. RefSeq names its product xyloside xylosyltransferase 1 (gene xxylt1). Gene Ontology annotation, molecular function: UDP-xylosyltransferase activity. Bases 300 to 1508 code for a protein of 402 amino acids. The record is from RefSeq and is a predicted model, not a curated record. The transcript is spliced from 6 exons. NCBI's taxonomy places the organism in Eukaryota, Metazoa, Chordata, Actinopteri, Cyprinodontiformes, Goodeidae.